Messenger RNA from Aspergillus ochraceoroseus IBT 24754, 1887 nucleotides. Its product is annotated as cleavage polyadenylation factor subunit MPE1. The transcript has 4 exons. Gene Ontology annotation, cellular component: nucleus. The record is from RefSeq and is a predicted model, not a curated record. Gene Ontology annotation, biological process: mRNA processing; protein ubiquitination; ubiquitin-dependent protein catabolic process. Gene Ontology annotation, molecular function: nucleic acid binding; zinc ion binding; ubiquitin protein ligase activity. The coding region runs from base 1 to 1887 and encodes 628 amino acids. NCBI's taxonomy places the organism in Eukaryota, Fungi, Ascomycota, Eurotiomycetes, Eurotiales, Aspergillaceae.
AUGUCAUCCUCUGUUCACUUCAAGUUCAAGUCUCAAAAAGAGCCCUCAAGGGUGACUUUUGAUGGUACCGGUAUUUCUGUCUUUGAAUUGAAGCGAGAAAUUAUCAAUCAGAGUAGACUGGGCGACGGGACCGAUUUUGAGCUGUCUAUCUACAACGAAGACACUGGGGAAGAAUAUGACGAUGAUACUAGUGUCAUACCGCGCUCAACCUCUGUCAUAGCCCGAAGACUACCAGCAUCCCGGCCAGGAAAGGGCGGUGCUGCUCGAUAUGUGUCAGGGAAAAUGCCGGUCAAUGCGCGCAGCGCUCCCCGUAAUGAUCCGUCCGCAUUGAAUCGAGCGGCUGCGACUUCUAGCCAUCCAGUCAGCAACGGUGUGCUAGAACUCAAUAAUGCCCAGACAGAAGAGGAGAAAAUCAACGCCCUUUUUAAUUUGCAGGCCAAUCAGUGGAGGGAACAGCAGCAAGAAAUGGCAAAUGCUACUCCUGUUCAAUUUGGUCGUGGUAGAGGCAAACCAGUCAAUGUUCCAGACCAUCCUCCUCCUCCGGGAUAUCUUUGCUAUCGUUGUCGGGAAAAAGGUCACUGGAUUCAGGCCUGCCCUACAAACAACGAUCCGAAGUUCGACGGAAAAUAUAGGGUUAAACGAUCGACUGGAAUCCCUCGGUCUUUGCAAACGAAAGUUGAAAAGCCAGAGUCGCUCAUGCUCGAUGGUUCUGCCGAGGACUUGCGGAAUACAGGCGUUAUGGUUAAUGCCGAUGGCGAUUUUAUCAUCACAAAACCUGACAAUGCUGCCUGGGAACUGUAUCAGGAGAAAGUUAAAGCUAACGCAGCCGCCGCCGCGGAAGCAGCCGCCGCGGAGCAAAGCAAGGAGCUCCAAGCUCGAGGCCUAGAAUGCCCAAUCGACAAACGGAUGUUUCUAGAACCUACCGAAACACCGUGCUGUCAGAAGACCUAUUGCAAUGACUGUAUUACGAAUGCAUUGAUUGAAAGUGAUUUUGUAUGUCCUGGCUGUGGAACAGAAGGUGUUUUGCUUGAUAAUCUCACUGUCAAUGACGAAGCAGUCGCUCAAAUUAAAGCGUACGAAACUGAAAAGGCGGAUUCAAGGAAAGAGAAAGAGAAGCAUUCAACGUCUCAAGAAGACCAACCUGAUAACAAAGUUCCUGUUCCUGACAGGAAUUCUAUGGAAAGAAAAGAGGAGUCGCCGGCUAUAGCUAACUCUCGGAAACGACCUGCAGAAGACUCCCCCCCACAUGCAAUUUCUGAAGACCCAAAUUCUGGCUCUUCGGCAAAAAAACAGAAAUCAGAAGAUGGUAAUGAGGUAGCCUCUGACACAUCUCAGCCGCAAGCAAAGGACUCAUUGACUGGAUUUCAACCACUUCCUUUCGCUCAGCAAAUGCCUUUUGGGGCCAUGGGAUUUAUGCAGACCCCAGCUAUGCCGGGGAUGCCCUUCCCUGAUCCUAAUUUUGUUGGUGAUGGUAUGGGAUUCAUGAACCCCAUGGGAUUACCUUCUGGAAACGGCUUUCCGCCGAACUUGGACCCUACCUGGAAUCCGAUGAAUGCCAUGAAUUUCAGUGCGCUUCAAAAUGGAAUGUAUAAUAGCCAUGCUAAUGGGGUCGCUCCUAAUGGUUUCAAUGCGCCUGGUAUGUUUCCCGGCGCCGGGGAGCCGUCGAUGAACUUGUUUCCUAUGUCUCAAAUGCCUGGGAACAUGCAACCAAACUCUAGAUUUCCGCAAGGAGCGGGACCCGGUCAUUUUUCGAACCAGCAACGGACGACGUUCAGCUCGCCAUACGCUCGAGAAGAAGACUCUCCAUAUUUUCGACAGCCUGUGAACCCACAACGACAUCAAGCAAGACAUCGAAGGAUAAGGCCAAGUGAUUAUCGAGAGCUCUAA